Molecule: messenger RNA, 3301 nt
Organism: Trematomus bernacchii (emerald rockcod)
Lineage: Eukaryota; Metazoa; Chordata; Actinopteri; Perciformes; Nototheniidae
Exons: 7
Coding region: 406-2424 (672 amino acids)
Molecular function (GO): protein dimerization activity; DNA binding
Source: RefSeq, a predicted model, not a curated record
CCCUUCAAGAACACCUCCUCAUCUUCCCCUGUAUCUCUCACCGUCUCACCAUCACUGAAAACCCCCAGCUUCUUAGGAGAGAGCGGGACCUAUUCAUUCAGGAUCUGCCCUCCAGAUAACCAGAGCACCUCAGGCCCCAACCUGCCAGGAGUCGAGCUGCCCGGGGGCUUCACCCUCAUUCAGCUCCCAAAGCCUGCAGUGGGUGGAGCUGCAUCAGAAUCUGAGAACACCACAAACAGUGGAGUGAAUAAAGCCCUUUCGCAAAAAGAGAUUUUGUUAAAUUUGAUCAAAGGUCGGGGUUCACAUGCACCUUUGUCUUGUUUGGACGCCGUUACUGGAUCUAGGGAUCUAUUAAGGAGCAAAUUAGUGGAGCCUGAACCCCCAUAUGAGGUUCAUGCUCCACUAAUGGUGGAGAAAGAUUGUGCUGAGAAGAUUCCAAAAGAGGAGAGAGAGGAAAUCAGUCAGGUGGAUAAUGCUUCGGAUGACUCGGACAGCUCCGACACCUCAGACUACUGUGGGGAGGAUGACGCGGAAGUGGACAUUGAGACGGUAGAAGAAGCAGGACAGGGAAAGGCCAUCGCUGAAAUGAAAAAAGCUGUCCGCAAAGCACUUGCGAAGGAAUCAGGUGGUUUUAAUUUCUUCUCUACCUUCAGAGAUUCCAUGAUUCAUUUUGGACUAACGGAGAAAUCCCCUGCUCAGGAUAAAGCAGACGAGGAAGAAGAAGAUGAUAGUAAGGAUAAAAAGAGGCGAACUAACCAUACGGUGCUAGAAAGACAAAGACGCUGUGAGCAGCGCGACCUGUUCGACAAACUGUCGGCCAUCAUUAAGUGCGACCCCAGGGUCCCCAGGCUCCGCCUCCUCUCAAUGGCCCAACAAGAGAUCAAUCAUCUGGUUGAGGAGUCUAGAAGUCUGCAGGAGAAGAAGAUGAUGCUGAGUCGGAUGCAGUCUCUUUAUAUAAAGGAGCUUUCUGUGUUGUCCGGGAAGCCGGACAUGCUGAUCAAACAAAAGCUGAAUGAGAUCUGCGAGAGGCAAAAGAUUAGAGAUAAGAUGAAGGAAUUGCCUUACUUUUCCAAUCUCCUUCAGUCCAAAGCUGUCGAUCUGAGAACCUCUGGUCUAAACGAGGAGCUCCAGCCCAGACGCCGGGUACACCCUGACUUCCAGAAGCUUCCGCCUCAGGCUAACCCUCUUCAGAUUGCAGCGCACACGAAGAUUAUGUCCCUGCUUAAGCCCGACCUACAAAGCACUCCUGCUCAACCCAGUGAACUGAAAGUCAUACCUCAACAGGUACACUCACUACCAGCCGCUCCUCAGAAAAGUGAGGACCCUCUGCAGGUACUUGAGUCCCUGGCCCAGGUCUGUAACACUAAUCUCAAGUCCGAGUCCAAGUCCAAGUCCACACACGUGCCUACAUUUAGACCAAAAGAAAAACCUGCAGAGCCUCCAAAGCCCAUUGCUCUUCCUCUGAUUCGCUCCAAGACUGGCAGAAUCAUACUUCCCUCAUCUCUGAAACCACUUGGACAUGGCUUCUACACACUCACGGUCAUGCAACCCAGGCAGAAAGGAGAGGAAGAUGGAGUCAGCCCUUCAGCUGAUGUCCAACCUCCUAAAGUGGAGUCAUCAGAGAACCAAGACAAGAGCAUGUCUGAUCAUGAGCUCUUUAUAGAUGUCGAAAACAGUUGUGAUUUUGAGGACGACCAAACUGUACAACCCUCCAACUCUAAACCAAAGUCUUCAGGUCCAACGUCCGCCCCGGUGGAGCUCACCCUGCUUAAAUCAAUCUCUGUGCCUUCGGGGACUCCGCAAGCUGUGGAGAAAAGCCAGGAGGGGGGCCCAGCUGAGAGCGUGGACAAAACGCUGCAGACUGCCUGUUUGAGUUUUCAGCCAGUACACAUCAUUCCUUCCCCUGUCAUUCCUCCCGUAGUACGCCGAGGUAGAGGCAGGCCUCGAAAGAACUCCCUUCCCCCUUGUGGUGCUUUUUUACAAAAUGGUUUGCUAGAGGACGUUGGCGUAAAUCUGAGUAAAAGUGAAACAUCUAUUGGGGUUGAAGAGACACAAAGUGAAAAAAGGACUGUGACAUCGAGCGAGAUGCAAGCUGAUUACUCUCCAGGAGUUGUCAGUGACAACCCCCUACUGGUGAAACGAGGCAGAGGAAGGCCUCCGAAGAAAAAGACAAUACAGCUAUGGAGUCCUCCGGGUGUGAAAGCAGGAAGUAGUCCAUCUAGUUCCAACAAGGACAGCCCGGUCAGACAAACCUAUUGUUUUAAAAGCCCAGAGGAAAGUCCUGCAACCACCACCAGGCACGGAGAAGUCCACGAUUAUCGGCCGCUAACCCGAGGCUCUUUAGGAAAGGAUUUCCCGAGUGCAAAGAAACGCUCGUGGAUAGACGUAGAAAAGGAACUGGAACCUGAGCUUGAAUCCGAAUAGUCCUGUCGUGCUGUAGCUAAAGAAAGCCAAUGGUUUGACCUCAGUUAGUCACAUAGCUGGAUGCUGCUCUUUUUUUUGUAUGUUGUCACAAAACUCAGAGGACUUUUUUUUACAUACUAUAGAGAGAAGUACACAGGUGCUUUGGUAUGAAGAAACGCAAGAGAAAGCAUUAUUUGACCUGCUGAAUGUAUGAACCAAAUGAAGGGUAACUCCCACAUUCAGUUUUGACAUUAUGUUUUCGAAGAUGAAUUUCCAUCAACUACAUUCCUCCUUGUCCGAAACAGGAUGUUGAGAUUUAAUCAAAUAAUGUGCUUUUGUUGAAGUCAUUUAUUACUGAUCUGUUUUAUGCAAAUAUAAAUAAGAAAACUCUGCAGAUUCUGUAAUUCCAAAACGUUAAACCAUUCAGUGUAUGUUUAAUAUUUGUCCUAAAUAGGAUCAGACAAGACACUGCUUCAUUAACUGUAAAAUGUAUGUGUUAACUUAUGUCUUUACAUUUUUUUAAAGAGCUAGUUGGAUGAAUAUAUCCCUUUUUUGAAAUUCCUGUUUUCCGUUAUGAACUGAGUGAAUAAUGUGUAGUAGCACUUUAUGUUGUUGGUAGAUACCACCAUGUCUUUGCUGUAGUGUUCUGUGUUUUUGGUAGUUCACUCACUAAUAUGCAGAUAAACCUGAUGAGUCACAAGCAAUCAAGAGAAAAGCUAUUAGCCAUAUAUUGUAUCUAUGAAAAUAACCUCUGUAAAUAUUGCCUCUUUUAAAAAAAAAAAAACAAUUACUUUAACUUUGUGGAAGAUUUUGAAACACUGGUUGUCCUGUUUAACUAAGAUUGGAAUUGUGGAAAAUAAUGUGGCCUUUAAAAUCAAUAAAAACGACAUGCAUUUAU